Drosophila mojavensis is the source of this 640-nucleotide messenger RNA. It is a transcript of the gene Cpr92A, whose product is annotated as larval cuticle protein A2B. Gene Ontology annotation, cellular component: extracellular matrix. The annotation marks the transcript as partial. The transcript has 3 exons. Lineage: Eukaryota; Metazoa; Arthropoda; Insecta; Diptera; Drosophilidae. The record is from RefSeq and is a predicted model, not a curated record.
GGCAUCGAAACGUUUGCAGUUGUUGUUUCUUCUUCUAGUGCGCCUCGUCGUUGUGCUCCCAUCCAAAAGUCGGUUAGCCACAUUCCAAGUGGUGUUCGGUGCUUGGAUCAGUUAAAGGAUAGACAAGUGGAGAAACGCGCUAGGACAUCGACGCGCUGCAAUGCUAAAGAUAUUUCUGCUGAGCGCUGCGCUGGGCAUUGCCUGUGCUGGCGUUAUAGGACCUGGGCCGUACUAUGGCGGUCUAGGGGGACCCCUGCACACCUAUGCCGGCUAUGGGCCACACCACGGGCCACCGCAAUACGCAGCACCAGCACCCAAGCCCGUUGCACCGGAGCCGUACGAUGCAGAUCCCAAGUACUCUUUUGGAUACGACAUACAGGAUGGCUAUACGGGCGACCUGAAGAGCCAGCAUGAGACACGCCACGGCGAUGUGGUCAAGGGCAGCUACUCGGUUGUGGACCCCGACGGCACCAAGCGCACCGUUGACUACACAGCCGAUCCACAUCAUGGCUUCAAUGCGGUGGUACGUAAGGAGCCCCUGGCCUACAAGCCACUGGCACCACCCGCACCUGCACCACAUGCGCUGCUGCCUGGACCCGCGCCUGAGUUACCAACCCAACAACACACACAAACACAUAUU